AUGUAUAGAAGAACACCAGGAAAUGAAAUUAAAAAACCCCACCGUUCAGAUUUCCAAGUUUUGGAAGAGAUAGGUAGAGGAUCAUUUGGAUCAGUACGUAAAGUCAUUUAUAAUCCUACAAAGACUGUCAUGGUACGUAAGGAGAUUAAAUAUGGACAUAUGAACUCUAAAGAACGUCAACAGUUGAUUGCUGAAUGUUCUAUUGUAUCACAAUUAAAACAAAGUAAUAUAGUUGAAUUUUUCAGUUGGGAUUUUGAUGAACAAAAAGAAGUGUUAUAUUUAUAUAUGGAAUAUUGUAAUAAGGGAGAUUUAAGUCAAAUGAUCAAGCGUUAUAAACAAGAAAGAAGAUAUGUACCUGAAAAAAUAGUUUGGAGUAUAUUUGCACAGGUAUUAACAGCAUUAUAUAAAUGUCAUUAUGGGGAAGAUUUAUCACCUUUGACAACGAUUUAUGAUCGAAUGAAACAACCUGCCAAGGGGAAAAAUAUAGUUAUUCAUCGAGAUUUGAAACCUGGAAAUAUAUUUUUAAGUUAUGAUGAUCCAAAUAAGAUAAAUAUAGAGAAUUCGGCCAUACAAUAUAAUAAUGGAUUAUUAACAAAUUUUAAAGGAUAUACUAAGAAUGAAAAAAUUGAGAAUAAUAAAAAUGAAAAUAUAGAUUAUAAUCUUGUGAAUGUGAAAUUAGGAGAUUUUGGAUUAGCUAAAUCAUUAGAGACAAGUAUUCAAUUUGCCACUACAUAUGUGGGGACACCUUAUUAUAUGUCACCUGAAGUAUUAAAUGAUCAACCAUAUUCACCUUUAAGUGAUAUUUGGUCACUUGGAUGUGUUAUAUUUGAGAUGUGUUCAUUACAUCCACCAUUUCAAGCCAAGACUUAUAGUGAAUUAACUAAUAAGAUCAAGAGUGGGAAGUUCGAACGAAUUCCCGAAUAUUAUUCUAAUGGGUUGAAUUCCAUUAUUCAUUCCAUGAUUGAUGUUAAUUUAAGAACUAGACCGUCUACAUAUGAAUUAUUACAAGAUAUUCAAAUUCGUACCGCUAGAAAAUCUUUACAAUUGGAGAAAUUUGAAAGAAAUUUAUUGGAUUAUGAAAAAGAAUUAAUUAAUAUUGAAAAAUUAUUAGAGAAACAAUCUUUAGAAUAUGAAAGAGGAUUGAAUCAACUAAAAGAACAAUUUGAUACGGCGGUUGAAGAACGAGCCAGAGAGAUUUUAAGCGGGCAAAAGAAGAAGGGGAGUGAUAAUCCAAGGUUUUACGAUAAAAGAUUAGCGGAGUAUUAUAGAAGGUAG
Henningerozyma blattae CBS 6284 is the source of this 1275-nucleotide messenger RNA. RefSeq names its product serine/threonine protein kinase KIN3 (gene KIN3). The coding region runs from base 1 to 1275 and encodes 424 amino acids. The record is from RefSeq and is a predicted model, not a curated record. Gene Ontology annotation, cellular component: nucleus; centrosome; cytoplasm. Lineage: Eukaryota; Fungi; Ascomycota; Saccharomycetes; Saccharomycetales; Saccharomycetaceae. The transcript has a single exon. Gene Ontology annotation, molecular function: protein kinase activity; ATP binding. Gene Ontology annotation, biological process: chromosome segregation; protein phosphorylation.